Molecule: messenger RNA, 1389 nt
Organism: Pyrus x bretschneideri (Chinese white pear)
Lineage: Eukaryota; Viridiplantae; Streptophyta; Magnoliopsida; Rosales; Rosaceae
Product: thylakoid lumenal 29 kDa protein, chloroplastic
Exons: 11
Coding region: 266-1183 (305 amino acids)
Biological process (GO): cellular response to oxidative stress; hydrogen peroxide catabolic process; response to reactive oxygen species
Cellular component (GO): chloroplast thylakoid membrane
Molecular function (GO): heme binding; peroxidase activity
Source: RefSeq, a predicted model, not a curated record
AAGACUGUAAACACAAUACAGGGGCCCACGCUGAUAUAUCCUCUCCCUCCCCAGGUCGCCACUUUCUCCCACACUUGAGCAAGAGUCAAGACAGACGGUGAUUCUCAAAGUUUCUCAGUAGGACAGACAGUAAUCAGCGCGGCGGCAAUGGCGGUGUCCUUCCUCUCAACUGUCCCUUCAUUUCUUCCACUUCCUCCUGCCACUCUCAACGCCCCGAAAUAUCCAAUUCUUUCUGUUAAAAUACAUUGUAACAAAAUUGAAGCUGAUGCUGCUACUGAGAACAGAUUUCAUAGGAGGGACAUUCUCAAAUGCGUUGGCGCCACCAUUGGCAGUGGAAAUGGUAAGAAGCUCAGGAACAUUUGUUGAAGUAGCCGAGGCUGCUGAUCUGAUACAGCGCGGACAGCGUUCUAAAUUUCUUUCAAGUAUCAAGGACACCCUCUUUAAAGCUAUAAAGGAAAAUCGGGAACUUAUCCCAUCCUUACUAACUUUGGCACUGAAUGAUGCCGUCACUUAUGAUAAGGCUUCAAAAUCGGGGGGCCCGAAUGGAUCAAUCAGAUUCAGCUCAGAGAUAAGCAGACCUGAAAACAAGGGGCUUGCUGCUGCUUUGAAUUUAAUAGAAGAAGCAAAGAAGGAAAUCGAUUCUAAUUCGAAGGGUGGACCAAUUUCGUAUGCUGAUCUGAUUCAGUUAGCAGCACAAAGUGCUACUAAGCAAACUUUUCUCGCUGCUGCAAUUCGCAAAUGCGGAGGGAAUGAAGAGAAGGGAAAUUUAUUAUACACCGCAUAUGGUUCGAAUGGUCAGUGGGGCUUGUUUGAAAGGAAUUUUGGAAGAACAGAUACGGAGGAGCCAGAUCCAGAGGGAAGAGUUCCCCAGUGGGACAAAGCAAGUGUCCAGGAAUCGAAAGACAAGUUCUCUGCCCUUGGCUUCGGCCCCCGCCAGCUAGCAGUUAUGUCUGCAUUCUUGGGUCCUGAUCAAAUAGCCACAGAAACCCUAUUAGCCGCUGAUCCGGAAGUUUUUCCGUGGGUUCAGAAAUACCAACGCAGCCGCGAAACAGUAUCAGAAACAGAUUAUGAGGUUGAUCUGAUAACUACUUUCACAAAACUGAGUACUUUGGGCCAACAAAUCAAUUAUGAAGCCUAUACAUAUCCAGUACAAAAGAUUGAUUUCAGCAAACUCAAAUUGUAGAGAGAGAGAGAGAGAGAGAGAGAGGAGAGAGAGAGAGGACUAUUGAUGUAAUGUAGUUUUUGGGUGAAGAAACAAAAGCUACAGAGUAUUUUUUCAUCUUUGUUUUCGUUUUGCUUCUCUUCAAAACUGCGUCCUUGUAAUGUUGCAUUUUCACAAACGUGUUUAACUGUUUCUUUAGGUGAUAAUUCACGACGUUCUUCAUAACA